CUUGUCAAAGGGCUGCAGCAGGAGCUGAACUUCUGCUCUCGGAAUCCGGAGUUCGAGGAGAAGGGAGGGAAGGUCUCCAUCGUGUCCCACUCGCUGGGCUGCGUGAUCACCUACGACAUAAUGACGGGCUGGAACCCGGUGCGGCUCUACGAGCAGCUGCUGCAGAAGGAGGAGGAAGAGCUCGAAGACCGUUGGAUGAGCUACGAGGAGCAGCGCUUGCUUGAGGAGCUGUAUAUAACUAAACAACGGUUGAGAGAGAUAGAAGAGAGGUUACAUGAGUUAAAGGCAUCCACCGUAUCAAAAACACCUGUCUUAAAGUUUAAGGUUGAGAAUUUCUUCUGUAUGGGAUCUCCGUUAGCAGUGUUUUUGGCAUUGCGUGGCAUCCGUCCGGGAAACAGCGGUAGUCAAGAUCAUAUUCUGCCCAAAACGAUUUGUAACCGCUUACUAAAUAUUUUUCAUCCAACAGAUCCAGUGGCCUACAGACUAGAACCUUUGAUUCUGAAACACUACAGCAACAUCUCGCCGGUCCAGAUCCACUGGUACAACACUGCGAACCCGCUACCUUACGAGCACAUGAAGCCAAGUUUUCUCAACCCCACAAAAGAAGCUACCUCAGUUACCGACAGCGAAAUUGCUUCGACGGUACCGAGCCCAACGACGUCCCCGGUCCUGGUUCGACGCCACUAUGGGGAGUCCAUAACAAACAUAGGCAAAGCCAGUAUAUUAGGAGCCGCGAGCAUCGGCAAGGGCCUCGGCGGGAUGCUCCUCUCCAGGUUCGGGAGGUCGAGCGCAACCACGUCGCAGCCGUCCGAGCCGGGCAAGGACGGAGCAGAGGGGGACGACAAGAAAGCCACGACGGUCGGAACGCCGCCUCUCCCGCACAGCAGCUCAGGAUUUCUCGAUCCCACGGUGGAGCUGGAGCACAGGAUCGAUUUCGAGCUCAGGGAAGGUCUCGUGGAGAGCAGAUACUGGUCUGCAGUCACGUCACACACUGCCUAUUGGUCAUCUCUGGAUAUUGCUCUCUUCCUUCUAACCUUCAUGUACAAACACGACCAGGAGGAUCCUGACAAAUCCAAUUUAGACACUAUUUGAAUUUUUGAUUGGGCAGGGGGAGGGAUAGGGGAAGAAAUUUUAAAACCAGUGGCACAAAACUGAUGUUUUACUGUUGAUCUGCAGUAUAUAAGGCAUGGAGGUUUCAGGUUUAAGUGCAUGUUUGGAUUUUUUCCUGUUUCUAAAGAGCAAAAAUGAUUUGUAUUUCAAAGCACUUUAUGGUUUUAAACGUUUUGCAGUGCUUAAUUAGGCCUGAAUUUAUUCCAAAUUCUCGUUAACUUUGACUGUAUAAAAAGCCAAUACGAUGUGUAGCAUCACGUAUGCACGGUUGUGCAGUGUGCUGGGUGACAUACUUGUUAAUGACCAUAAUUGCUGUUUAGUUCAUUAAAGUAUGACAAUUAGUUAAUUAAAUAACUAAAAUAAUUUCCAUUAACAAAACAUACGUUGGAUACAAACCUAAAACUGCCAUGUUCUGAUGUUUUAUGUAUCAGUAAAUAACAAAUGGUGGUGUCAUUUUUCUAGGAUUUUAUUCAGAUCCACAUCCUAUUAUCCACAAUUCUGUUGCAAGACCAUUCUGACUGCUGGUUUCUGAGGGCCUGUUAUACAUGACACAUUUAGAAACUAAUGCUGAAAAAGCAUGAGGCAAAUAUUUGAAAUACUGUAAUUAUAAUUUAUUAUUAUCUCUAGCUGUUUCAUUUUAUUCCAAUGUAUAAAACAUUACUUUUUUACUGGUUUCUUUUGACAUAAUUUAAGAACCACAUUUAUUUUCUACAGUGUUAAGACUUUUUCUCAGAAAUACAUAUCUUUGUACUAC
Molecule: messenger RNA, 1864 nt
Organism: Tinamus guttatus (white-throated tinamou)
Lineage: Eukaryota; Metazoa; Chordata; Aves; Tinamiformes; Tinamidae
Source: RefSeq, a predicted model, not a curated record